Messenger RNA from Ramularia collo-cygni, 1275 nucleotides. RefSeq lists its product as uncharacterized. The record is from RefSeq and is a predicted model, not a curated record. Lineage: Eukaryota; Fungi; Ascomycota; Dothideomycetes; Mycosphaerellales; Mycosphaerellaceae. The coding region runs from base 1 to 1275 and encodes 424 amino acids. The transcript has a single exon.
AUGAUACGCAAUCGGGCCGGGCAUCGCCGCCCAUCAAUCUCCCCGGGCAGUCCGAUGAUUGAGAACCUCACUCCAACGACACAACGACGCCCACUAUCAAGGAGAAACCGAUCAAGAUCAAGGAGUAUCCGGCCUUCAACGACUACUACAGUCACUUCAUGGGAAGAGACUAGGCGCAGGCUAUGGUCCUACGCUACGCCUUUCCUUCUGUAUCUUUUCUAUGCGCUUGCUGUGGUUUUUGCUCUCGGUUCUACGGCUGCACUCUCGCUAAAAGGUCCCGAGAAUGUGAACCGCAAGCCUUAUUAUCAACGAGUACCCGACAUCUGUAAUGUCUCGACUCACAACUGCACAUCAUCCAUCUUGUGCGACGAUCCUACUGGUAUUGCUACAGUUGCGAAUUGGACAAAUACCGCCAAAGAACUGAUGGCAGCUCGGAGGAGCUUGAUUGAACUGUCAUACGGAGUUACAUUGCUUGUUGCGGAUACUGRAGUCUGGCAGGAUGUCAUCGCUGAGGGACCGGAGAUCUACCAACUGGCACUCAGUUACUCUGAAGCCCAGGUCGCUGCAGAGGAUCAAAUUGAUGAGAUGAUCUACAGCCACACAUCUUUCAUGGACUCAAUUACGUAUGACGUCAAGGUACUCAGCGACAACGUCAAUCGGAUGCUGCAGAAUUACGGGAGCAUCAGUCACUCGUUCCUAGAACUUUGGUACUCUUCCAUUCAAUGGAUACCGCUGUAUACCCCGACAGGUCGUAUGAAUCACGACUUCCUCCAGUUCGUGAAUCGACAAAGUGCGGAACUCGUGCCCCUCAUCAACAAAACUCAGAGUCUGUUAGACACCUUGAGGAUUACCAAGAACGCUCGCAUAGCCUUAACGACGAAAACGAGGGCGGCUUGGAAGGCUUGGGAACGAGAUUGUCUAGAAGUGACUUAUGGUAUCACAAGACUUCAAGGCGCACGCCAGACCGUCAAGAACAAGCCAAAGUGCCGCCAGUACAACUACAUGGUCAUGGAGCGCAUUAUGAAGCAAGAUCUUGGAGACUUCCUUGACGUUGCCAAUGCACAAGUAAGCACACAUAUGACCUCGUACAAGUAUCUUCACGGGAAGUACAGAACGAUCCAAUCAUAUCUUACGAAGGGUAUUCUGAGACUCGAAACCACGGAAUUGGGAACAUAUCGAGCAGCCUUCGGCCUCGUCAAUGGGUCAGUCAGCAACGCAUUGACCGCAAUUGAAGUCGCCUUACGGGAUGGAAGAUACGAUCCGCGAUUUUCAUGA